GUGCAGACGUUGGCCACGCCUCCUGCGGGGCGGUCCCGGGGACCGUGUCCGGCCUCUUCCGCAGGACCUGCGCGGGCUGAAAGCUCUUCGGAGCGGGGCACCUGUUCCGCGCCUAGUGGAUAAAUGGCAAGCAAAAAGCGAGAAAUCCAGUUACAGACAGUUGUUAAUAGUCAAAGCCUGUGGGAUGAGAUGUUGCAGAACAAAGGCCUAACAGUGAUAGAUGUUUACCAAGCCUGGUGUGGACCUUGCAAAGCAAUGCAACCUUUAUUCAGAAAACUGAAAAACGAACUGAACGAAGAUGAACUUCUGCAUUUCGUUGUCGCAGAAGCUGACAACAUUGUAACUUUGCAGUCAUUUAGAGAUAAAUGUGAACCUGUUUUUCUCUUUAGUGUCAAUGGCAAAAUUAUUGCAAAGAUCAUUGGUGCAAAUGCCCCACUUGUUAAUCAAAAAAUUAUUAAUUUGAUUGAUGAGGAGAGGAAAAUUGAAGCAGGUGAAAUGGUUCGCCCUCAGUAUCAUGAAAUUGUGUUUGUGGACUCAGAUGCGGAAGAUGGUGAGGAAUCACCCUAUGAAAGUGCUGAGCAACUAUACAGUAUUGCUAUUAUCAAGCCCGAUGCUGUGAUUGCUAGAAAAUCUUUAGAAAUUAAAAAAAAAAUUCUCGAGGCAGGAUUUGUCAUAGAAAUAGAGGAUAAGAGAGUGCUCACUGAACAGCAAGUAAGGGACUUCUACAGUCGAAUAGCUGACCAGCCUGACUUUGAAGAUUUUGUCCUUUUUAUGACAAAUGGCCUGAGCCAUAUUCUAGUGAUAUCUCAAGGAAAUGAAGAACAGCCUGCCUGGGAAGAAACUGAACCCAAUCCCGAGACUGAAACUAAAGUGUAUGAGGAUAAUCACCAUGAGGUGGCCCCACCUACGCUGAGGAAGGAGAAGCGGUACAGUUUACAAGAAUAUCUGGAAAGACAACAUAUAUCUCAGCUCUGUGAUAUUGAAGAGGGUAUAGCUAACGUUAAUAAGUUUAUUGAUAUGUUCUUCCCUGAUUUUAAAAGUAUGAAAAACCUCAAAUUAGAAAAGAUCCUGGCAUUACUUCGACCAGAUCUCUUUCAAGAAAAGAAAGAGAAUGUUUUAGGUAUCAUCUAUGAUGAAGGCUUUAAAAUACUGAUGCAGAGAUCAAUCGUAUUGUCAGAAGAAGAAGCACAAACACUGUGCAAGGAAUAUGAAAAUGAAGAUUAUUUUGAAAAUCUUAUAAAAAAAAUGACCAGCGGUCCAUCUCUAGCCCUUGUUUUAUUGAGAGACAAUUGUUUACAACACUGGAAAGAGUUAAUUGGGCCCAGCAGUGUUGAAAAAGCCAAGACAUCUGUUCCAGAGAGCUUAUGCGUGCAAUUUGCAAUGGAAGGUUUGCCUAUCAACCAGUUGUAUGGAAGUGAUUCGUUAGAAACUGCCGAAAAGGAAAUACAAUAUUUCUUUCCUCCUCAACAGACUUUAGCACUGAUUAAACCUCAUGUAACACAGGAACAAAGAGAGGAGAUCUUGAAAUAUAUUAAAGAGGUUGGAUUUGAAAUAACACAGAUGAAGGAAAUGCUCCUAAAUGAAGAAGCAGCAGACAAAAUUUACUCAAAAAUAAAAACAAAAGACUUUUAUAAAGAUGUAUUGGAAGUGUUAUCUGAAGGUCCAUCUUUGGUCAUGAUUCUGACCAAGUGGAAUGCUGUUUCAGACUGGAGACGAUUGAUGGGUCCUGUAGACCCAGAUGAAGCAAAACUACUGUCCCCAGAUUCUAUCCGAGCCCAGUUUGGAACAAGUGUUUUGAAAAAUGCUGUCCAUGGAUCAUCUAAUAUCCAAGAAGCAAUGGAGACCAUCGAUCAAAUGUUUGAAGUGUUGGUUCCCGAGAACCCUGAGGGAAACUAAAGAAACUAUGAAGAGAGUGACAAGACAACCCACAGAAUUGAAGGAAAUAUUUGCAAAUUCUACGUCUGAUAGGGGUUUAAUAUCAGAAAUGGAAAAGGCUUGAACAGACAUUUCUCCAAAGAAGAUCAACAACUGGCCAACAAGCACAUGAAAAGAUUCCCAACACAAUUAGUCCUUAGAGAAAUGAAAAUCACAACCAAAAUGAGAUGUCACUGCACACCUAACUAUGAUGGCUGUAGUAAAAAAAGGACUAUAACAAGUGUUGAACUUUGAGAAGAUAAUGCAUGUAAGUUCGCACUGACAUACGAGCAUGUGGCACAGCUUCCUGGGAGGAAUAAAAAGGAAGAUACUCUCUGGAGGAAAACUCAACGUUACCUCAAGUUAAAAACUCACCUUAAAGUGAAAAACGUAUGGGUGUGCAUAAUAACAAUAAAACAGGUAACCUUCAAACAAA
Neofelis nebulosa (Clouded leopard) is the source of this 2350-nucleotide messenger RNA. RefSeq names its product NME/NM23 family member 8 (gene NME8). The coding region runs from base 124 to 1896 and encodes 590 amino acids. The record is from RefSeq and is a predicted model, not a curated record. The transcript is spliced from 18 exons. NCBI's taxonomy places the organism in Eukaryota, Metazoa, Chordata, Mammalia, Carnivora, Felidae.